This is a messenger RNA of Arachis ipaensis, 1073 nucleotides long. Lineage: Eukaryota; Viridiplantae; Streptophyta; Magnoliopsida; Fabales; Fabaceae. The record is from RefSeq and is a predicted model, not a curated record.
AGUUCCAAAAAAAAUAUCAAGCCGGAUUGGGUGUUUUCUUUUUCUUUUGGGGUCUUAUUGUCCUUUCGAGGUAAUUGUCAAGAGCAGAUGGAUAUUCACUCAAUAAUAUAAUAUCUUUAAAAUACUAAUAAAUGAGAUACUAGCUUGGUAGCAAAAUAAACAGUUAUUUACCAAACAAGGAAUCCGUAGCCUUUGGGAAUCAUAUAUAUGAUAUAAUUAAGCAAGAUUGUAUAUGUAUAUAUAGGAUGAUAAGAAUGGUGUGGUUAAUGGUGGUAGUAGGUUUGUUGGGAGGAUAUGCAUUUGUGUUUGGGUUGUUGAGAAGGAUAAACAAUUGGUACUAUGUUUGGAGAGUGGGAAAAACUAAAUACCCUCUUCCACCUGGUGAUUUGGGUUGGCCUUUCCUCGGCAACAUGCCUUCCUUCCUCACAGCUUUCAACUCCCACCCUGAUUCCUUCGUCCAUAACCUUCUUUCCAGAUAUGGGAGGACAGGGAUGUAUAAGACGCACCUGUUUGGAUGGCCGAGCAUAAUAGUGUGCAGUCCAGAGACAUGCAGAAAGGUGCUAACUGACGUUGAGAGGCUCAAGCUUGGAUACCCGGCUUCAACCAUGGCGCUUGUAGGCAAGAGAUCAUUCCACGGCAUAUCAAACGCCGAGCACAAGCGCCUACGCCGUCUAACCACUGCUUCGAUGACUGGUCAUGACGCCUUGUCCACGUAUGUUGGUCUCAUAGAGGAUAUUUCCAUCAAGACUCUCCAUGAGAUGAGCAGCAUGGACAGACCUUUUGAGUUUUUGGUUGAGAUGAGGAAGUUCGCAUUCAAGGUUUUCACAACCAUCUUUUUUGGCUUUUAUGAUCAUGAUCACGUUGACCUUGGCAUGGUAGACAAUUUGUACACAAUCUUGAAUUUAGGAAUGAAGUCCAUGGCCAUCAAUCUUCCUGGCUUUGCAUUCCAUAGAGCACUCAAGGUCUUUCUCUAUAAAUCUCUUCAACUAAUUAAUUACACGGUAGAAAAUUGCAUGCAGCUGUUUUUAUGUGAAGUUAAUAUUUGAAAAUCGUUAAAUAAUUUGAUAAAUUUA